Molecule: messenger RNA, 4490 nt
Organism: Malaya genurostris
Lineage: Eukaryota; Metazoa; Arthropoda; Insecta; Diptera; Culicidae
Exons: 2
Coding region: 236-4210 (1324 amino acids)
Biological process (GO): DNA integration
Molecular function (GO): nucleic acid binding
Source: RefSeq, a predicted model, not a curated record
GACAGAGAAGAAGAAUGUUGUAUUCACACACAACGAGGAAUUUACCAAAACGGUUAGGCUUCCUACUACACCCGAGGUAGUAGGUAAACAAUGUCUAGUAUGUCAUGACCCCAACCAUAGAAUCAGAGAAUGUGAGGUUUUUCGGAAAUUAGAUAUAGACGAACGAUGGAAAACAAUUCAGAAGCACUCUCUCUGUAGGUGUUGCUUGUUUUCGCAUGGACGUCGUCCCUGUAAGAUGAAAACGCGUUGUGGCAUUGGCGGCUGCGAAUACAAGCAUCACCCGUUACUGCAUUCGACGAACGUAGUGCGUGCGAAGUUGAGCGGGUAUGCUAAUGUAAACAAUCACAAUCGGGAAGGAUUUUCAUCAUUAUUCCGCAUUGUGCCUGUAAUUUUGCAAGCGAGAGACCGUGUAGGGAAGACGUUCGCAUUCCUCGACGAUGGUUCUUCGAUAACACUCAUGGAGAAGAGUAUCGCCGACCAGCUAGGCGUGAAAGGCGAAAGUGAAGAUUUGUGUCUUACUUGGACUGCGAGCGUCAAAAGGGUUGAAGAGGCGUCGCUGAAAAUCGACUGUCAUAUAUCCGGGUCUAACUCAUCACGAGUUUAUAAACUUUCGAAUGCACGAACUGUGCAUAAUCUCGCUUUACCAAAGCAGUCACUCAAUUAUGGUGAUUUGCUUCAACGGUAUCCGCAUCUGCAAGGAUUGCCUAUCGAAAGUUACGUAAAUAUUACGCCGCGGGUUCUGAUUGGAAUCGACAACGCUCAUUUGGCUGUUCCGCUCAAGACGCGCGAGGGAAAUAUGGGUGAUCCCAUCGCUACAAAGACACGAUUAGGAUGGUCAGUGCACGGAACUGCUACAUUAGCUAUGAAAAACGAUUACAAUUUGUACAUACGUGAGAGUGCGGAGGAUAUGGCGACUUUGCACGAGCUUGUCAAGCACUAUUUUUCGGUGGAAUCGUUGGGAAUAUCGCUGCAAGAAGCUCCCGACUCCAGAGAAAAUCAACGCGCCCUACACCUUCUACAGACAACCACGAAGCGCGUCGGAACACGGUAUGAAACCGGUUUGUUAUGGAGAUACGACGAAUUUGAAUUGCCAGAUAGUUACGCCAUGGCCCUCCGAAGACUGAUAUGUCUUGAACGACGAAUGAAAGAGAAUCCUGAGAUUGGUAGAAGUGUUACAAAGCAAAUGGAUGAAUAUCAGCACAAAGGUUAUAUCCAUUUGGCUACCGCAGAAGAAUUGAAUGACGCCGAUCCGCGGAGGAUUUGGUAUCUUCCACUUGGGGUAGCACUAAAUCCAAAAAAGCCUGGGAAAAUACGGAUUUUUUGCGACGCAGCGGCUACCGUAGAUGGUAUUUCCCUUAACACUAUGUUAAUUAAGGGCCCCGAUCUUCUCACUUCUCUUUCCGGCGUACUCAGCGGUUUUCGAGAGCGCAAGGUGGCCAUUUGCGCCGACAUUCGGGAAAUGUUCCACCAGAUCUUGAUGAAAAAGGAGGACAGACAUGCUCAGCGAAUCCUUUGGAGAAACGACUCAUCCAUGAUACCUCAAGUUUACCUCAUGGAUGUUGCGACGUUUGGGUCGACUAGUUCGCCCUGCUCGGCUCAAUAUGUUAAAAACAUUAACGCCCGAGAAUUUGCAAAUCAGUUUCCACAUGCGGCAGAUGCGAUUGAACGCAAGCACUAUGUGGAUGACUAUUUGGACAGCGUAGACAGCGUAGCGGAUGCCAUCAAGAGAGCGGAGGAAGUAAAAUAUAUCCACUCCCGCGGAGGUUUUGAGAUACACUCAUGGUUAUCGAACAGUGAGGAGUUUCGGAAACGGGUCGGAGAUACUAAGCCCGUCACAGAGAAAAGUCUUGCGGUAUCCAGUAAUCCGCACGGGAUGGAGCGAGUGUUGGGAAUGCAGUGGAUCCCAACGGAGGACGUGUUCACAUAUACAGCGGCGUCCGAUCCAGUGCCAGUUUGGCCGACGAAACGAGAGGUCUUGUCAACCGUUAUGAAAAUAUUCGACCCUUUGGGCUUACUUUCGCAUCUCAUUGUUCAUGGGAAAGUUCUCAUAGAAGACAUUUGGCGUAGUAAGACUGGAUGGGAUGAUCCCGUACCGGAAGCCUUAACGGCUCGAUGGCAAAAAUGGACAGAGCUGCUUCGUAAGCUGUAUUUAGUUCGGAUUCCACGUUGUUAUUUUCCCGAUAAAAUAUCGCCAGAAAUCGAGUCUAUUCAGCUGCACGUGUUUGUGGACGCGAGCGAAUCAGCGUAUGCUUGUGCUGCAUACUUUCGUGCUAUUGUUUCGGGAAAAAUCCAAUGUUCACUCGUGGCGGGCAAAUCGAAAGUAGCCCCUCUCAAGAGUUUGACGAUUCCAAAGUUGGAGCUGCAAGCGGCAGUGAUAGGUGCGCGGUUGCUUAAAAGUAUCUGUUCCACUCACACUUUACCCAUCCAUCAGAGGUUUGUCUGGACCGAUUCGCGUACAGUGCUUUCGUGGAUUGUAUCUGAUCAACGUAUCUACCGUCAGUUUGUCUCGGUCCGCGUAGGUGAAAUUCUCACUCUGACGAGCCCGGCGAAUUGGAGAUGGAUCGCUAGUAAGCAGAACGUGGCGGACGAGGCAACGAAAUGGGGAACCGGCCCUAAUCUAGAACCCGACAGUCGAUGGUUUCGAGGGUCCAGUAUUCUAUAUGAUUCUCAGAACCGAUGGCCAAAACAACCGGAAGUGAUUUCCGGUACCAAUGAGGAACGGCGAGUUUGUGUAAUUCAGCAUACGAAAACAGUAAAGCUUAUUUCAUGGGACAGGUUUUCGCGAUGGACCAGAUUAUUGCGUACGGUGGGUUAUGUUUUGCGCUACGUGGACAAUCUUCGAUUGAAGCGCAUCGCACUUCCAAUCAAUGUGAAAUUCUUACAGCAAAAAGAGUUGCAGAUGGCUGAAAUGCUUAUUUUCCGCAACAUGCAAAAGGAAGCGUACGCGAGUGAGAUAGCUAUCCUGUCUUCGUGGAAGAAAAUGCAAAGCAGUGGAAUAGAUCCGACGUUCGAGAGUGAUAGUAAACUGAAUUCCCUUUCUCCCUUCUUGGAUGAGGAUGGAGUUUUGCGCAUGGAAAGCCGUAUAGCUGAAGCAGCCUUUGCGUCAUACGACAUGAAAAAUCCGAUCAUAUUGCCACGUGAUCACUGUGUUACCAAGCUUAUUAUAGCAUGGUACCAUGAGAAAUAUCUUCAUUGUAACGCGGAGACCGUGGUGAAUGAAAUUAAGCAACGUUUUCACGUUUCACGGCUGAGAGUGAUAGUGAGACAAGUUACCAAAAGCUGUAUGCACUGCAAAGUACGCAAAGCUACACCUGCAAUUCCACGGAUGGGUCCGCUGCCGGGUGCAAGGUUGAGUGCGUUUAUUCGUCCGUUCUCUUUCGUUGGGCUGGAUUAUUUCGGACCUAUGCAAGUGCGAGUCGGACGAAGCAGAGUCAAGCGGUGGGUCGCCUUAUUCACCUGCUUGUCGAUACGAGCAGUGCACCUCGAGGUUGUGCAUUCUCUUUCUACGAUGUCGUGCAAGAUGGCAGUUAGGCGAUUUGUGGCGCGUCGUGGAUCUCCACUUGAGUUUUACAGCGAUAAUGGCAGCAACUUUGUGGGUGCAAGCAACGAGUUAAAAUGCGAAAUGAAAUCGAUCAACGGACAGUUGUCGGAAACCUUUACUAAUACCAACACAAAAUGGUUGUUUAAUCCACCUUCUUCUCCACACAUGGGGGGAUCGUGGGAAAGGCUUGUGCGUUCGGUGAAGAUAGCCUUUGCGGCCAUGAGUACGUCCAGAUGCCCUGAUGAAGAGACGUUCGCUACUAUAUUAGCCGAAGCCGAAGGAAUUGUCAACUCCCGACCUCUUACGUUUAUUCCAUUAGACGUUGGUACCCAGGAAGCCCUCACACCGAAUCAUUUUAUCUUAGCGAGUUCCAGUGGUGUGAUACAACCAACGAAGACUCCGAUCGAACUAAGAGCUGUGUGCAAGAGUGAUUGGAACCUUUGCCGGCAUUUGAUUGAUCUGUUCUGGCGAAGAUGGGUGAAGGAAUAUUUACCAACGAUUACUCGACGGACGAAGUGGCACAAGGAUACGCGAUCGUUGAUGCCCGGAGAUCUGGUCAUAAUUAUUGAAGAAUCUGUGCGAAACGGGUGGAUCAGGGGACGCGUGAUUGAAACGCGGCCUGGACGCGAUGGACGUGUACGUCAAGCUGUAGUUCAAAAGGUGACUUAGUUGUAAGACAGUAAGAUUAGUUGGCAGCUCGGAUAAAUAACGAGAAAAAAUACGUUGAACUUUCAUUACGGUAAGACGCGUGAAUUCGGUUAGAUUUAAUUUAAUAAUUUACUACGAAGUGAACUGAAUUUAUUGUAACACUAAAUAUUACUUAACUGAAUUGUUGGGAUGUACUGCAAUUAAAACUUUGAGGUUAUAUAUUAUGUGAGUAAAAGUAUUAUUGAUUUCAUAAAACAAAGUAUAAAAUUAAAUAAAGUUUUAGCUUUUAGCUACAUUCACU